This is a messenger RNA of Neurospora tetraspora, 1419 nucleotides long. RefSeq lists its product as uncharacterized. The transcript has 3 exons. The record is from RefSeq and is a predicted model, not a curated record. Lineage: Eukaryota; Fungi; Ascomycota; Sordariomycetes; Sordariales; Sordariaceae. Gene Ontology annotation, molecular function: single-stranded DNA binding. Gene Ontology annotation, biological process: DNA replication; nucleotide-excision repair; double-strand break repair via homologous recombination. Gene Ontology annotation, cellular component: chromosome, telomeric region; nucleus; site of double-strand break. Bases 236 to 1084 code for a protein of 282 amino acids.
UAAUAGGUUGCUGCCUGCUCCGUCCCUUACAGUGGGACAGUGGGGGUCCGCGUUUAGUGCUUGCUGCCUCUCGGCGCGUCCAAACGCGUCUCCCAGCAUCAAUCUUUCACCCCGCAAUCCACCGUUUGAUACCAGCUCGACCAUCACACUCAUUGCCUCCGACUAGAUUUCUUGCGACAAGAGGGAACGCUAAUUGACUCUUCAUUCUAUUGCCUAUAGAUAUAACAUAGGAAUCAUGGCGGGCUACGGCGGAUAUGGUGGUGGUGAUGGCGGCGGCUUCAUGUCCGGAUCUCAACAAGGUGGUAGUCAAGCCGGUGGUUCCAAGUACGCCGACGAAUCCCUCCGCCCCGUAACCAUCAAACAACUCCUCGACUGGGAAGAGCCCUAUUCCGGUGCCGAUCCCGCCAUCGACGGCCACCCGGUAACCCAAGUGACCAUUGUGGGCCAAGUGCGCUCCGUCAAGCCGCAACCGACCAACAUCACGUACCGGAUCGACGACGGCACGGGUGCCAUCGACGUCAAGAAGUGGGUCGACUCGGAAGCGCAAGGCGGAGAGGACGGUAGCGGCGCCAGCGCCAUUGCGCCCGACGCAUUCGUGCGCGUGUGGGGCCGUCUCAAGAGCCUCGGCGGCAAGAAACACGUCAGCGCCAACUUCAUACGCCAGAUUGAGGAUUUCAACGAGGUCAAUUACCACCUGCUCGAGGCGACGUAUGUGCAUCUGUUCUUUACCAAGGGAGCUCCUGGUGGUGGUGGCGUCAAACAAGAAGGUGGUGGAGGAGACAACAUGUUUGUCGAUCAGGGAUACGGAGCCGGAGGAGGCGAUGUCGCUAUGGGCGGCGCUGGCCCCGGUGGAGGAAACAGUGCGAUGCAGGCGAGGUUGUCGACGUGCUCGAGGAAUGCGCAGACCAUGUGCAACUUUAUCAACAACUCGCCUGGCGGGACGGAGGGUGUCAAUUUGCAUGUGAUUGCACAGGGCACGAGGAUGUCGACUAGGGAUAUUGUGAAUGCGGCGGACGAGUUGUUGGGACAGGGUAUCAUUUACACUACGCAGGAUGACGAGACGUGGGCUAUUCUGGAUUAUUAGUUCAGAAGGCUCGGUUUUCGCAGGAGCUUUGCGUGAGGAGUCGAGAAUGGAGAGGCAGAGAAAGUGGUGCUGGCAGGCCAUGCUUGAAAUACCACUAGAGGAGGAAAAGGAUGGGGAAGGCUCAGGAAAAGUCUGAAGAGGAUCAUCUUUGUUUUGGUCCCUAUCUGGAUGAGGAAACGAAUGGCGCCUCAAGGUUUGAUGUUUUACAAGAAUGGACAGGAAUGGAUGAAUUCAUGUUUUUGCGGUUUUGCGUCUGUUAACAUUUGAAGAGAAUAUACCCGAGUCAAUUGAGGUAGAAAAGGCCUGUCUGAUGAUCUGUUGUAUAGUAAAAAGCU